Necator americanus (New World hookworm) is the source of this 258-nucleotide messenger RNA. RefSeq lists its product as uncharacterized. Lineage: Eukaryota; Metazoa; Nematoda; Chromadorea; Rhabditida; Ancylostomatidae. The coding region runs from base 1 to 258 and encodes 85 amino acids. The transcript has a single exon. The record is from RefSeq and is a predicted model, not a curated record.
AUGGAAAAGGAAAUCUGCUAUCGGCAACGAAGGAGAAAAGAAGUCGUCUACGACGAUUACGUUCACGAGGACUCCUUGUACCAAGGUGACUGGCACAUCGAGGAGAACCCAAACGUGGACUACGAGAUCCUGCUCAGAGGACUACGAGCCUGUGCUGAGCGUGCCUCGAAGCCGCGCACAACAAACUUGGAUCGAAUUUCGAAGACCACCAAGGAAUUGUUGGGCUUGAUCCGAGUGCAUCGCACAUUGAGCGGUUAG